AGCUGGUUAUCUAUCUUCCAACAGAGUUCCGUGAUUCAUUGCUCUUCUCCACCAGACAUUCUCUGGCUCAGAUUCUUCGCCAUGAAAAUGUAAAGAAGAAACAUAGACGAGCUCUAAACAUCCAAGCAGCCAUGGCUUUUCUUCUUCCUAAUCUAUCUCCAUCAUUCCUUCUUCAAACCGGAAAAUCCUCAAACCUUAAACCCAUUUUCAGUCAAUCUCUAUCGCCGUCGUCUUCCUCUUCAUCAUCUAUUAGCUACGAAUUUGAGGAAGAUAAUCUCUCUGCACUCUCUCUUUCUAGCGUCCAGUCUCCUCCUCUUCGAGAUGCGCAGGUUAAGACAAGACCCACUGCGCAAGAUAAGCAUAAACACGACAGAGAUGAGUUCUAUAUCAAUCUCGGUGUCGCUGUCCGUACGCUUCGUGAAGAUUUGCCUUUGCUCUUCACUAAAGAUCUAAACUACGACAUCUACAGGGAUGAUGUAACAUUUGUGGAUCCGAUGAACACAUUCACUGGUAUUGAGAACUACAAAUUGAUCUUCUGGGCACUCAGAUUUCAUGGGAAGAUACUGUUCAGAGAUAUCUCACUUGAGAUCUUCAGGGUUUGGCAACCAUCAGAGAACAUGAUUCUGAUCAGGUGGAAUCUCAAGGGUGUGCCUAGAGUUCCAUGGGAAGCUAAAGGAGAGUUUCAAGGCACUUCUCGGUAUAAACUCGACCGUAAUGGCAAGAUCUACGAGCAUAAAGUCGAUAACUUGGCCUUCAAUUUCCCUCAUCAGCUCAAACCCGCUGCUUCGGUUUUGGAUUUGGUUACUGCUUCAGCUUCCCCUGCAAGUAGUCCCAAUCCAACAUUCUUUUUGGGUCCUGUUGGCUCGUAUUCAUCUUCAUGGAUUGAGUUCUAUCAAGCAGUGAGACGUACAUUGGACCAGACAGAGGAUAUGCUUGUGACAGACAGUCUAGUCACAUGCUCAUAGUGCAAGUAUAGUUGCUAUACACAUACUCAAGGACACACUUUGCAGGUGUAUAUAGGUUUUUAUAUUUAAAGGUUACAUAUAUAUAUAUAUAUGAGUAGAUCUUGUUGACUUUAAGCUUCUGAGAAUUUAAGUGUAAUGUUGUUCCAGAAGCUUUAUACAACUUUGUCAAUACAUUAAAGUUUUGUCUUUAUGAUCAUGUUAAUAUUA
Eutrema salsugineum is the source of this 1172-nucleotide messenger RNA. RefSeq lists its product as uncharacterized. The transcript is spliced from 2 exons. NCBI's taxonomy places the organism in Eukaryota, Viridiplantae, Streptophyta, Magnoliopsida, Brassicales, Brassicaceae. The coding region runs from base 132 to 965 and encodes 277 amino acids. The record is from RefSeq and is a predicted model, not a curated record.